Molecule: messenger RNA, 1086 nt
Organism: Drosophila subobscura
Lineage: Eukaryota; Metazoa; Arthropoda; Insecta; Diptera; Drosophilidae
Gene: Gr47a
Exons: 2
Coding region: 1-1086 (361 amino acids)
Biological process (GO): sensory perception of taste
Cellular component (GO): membrane
Source: RefSeq, a predicted model, not a curated record
AUGCAACUGAACAAGUCGAGUUUCUACAGUUGGCUAAGCAAAUUCCUGGUCCUCAAUGGCCUGCACACCUUCUACUACAGCUGCAAGCGGCAGAGCUUGGUGGACUCAAGGAUGCUGCGAGUCUACUGCCUGAUCCACCAUUGUCUUUGUGUGGUGGCCGGAGUGCGAAUGCUGUACAUUUCGCGCGACAAUCCACGGGUCUGUGUCUCCACGCUGACAAUGGGCGGCACAACUGUGUGCAUCAUGGUCACUUGCUGGCAGGGCAGAGACGGCGUGAGGAAGGUCUUCAAGGAGCUACUCUAUCUGGACAGGAAGUACUUCAAGGGACAGCCAAGUGGCUGCCCGCUGCAAGCCCGAUACUACCUGAAGAUGGUGCUCGUGGUCAUAACUCUGUUGCGGAUUCACUUCUUUUAUCCCAUCUACAUGAAAAGGAUGCUCUCCUCGCUGUUCGUGCUGAAUGUGGCCUCGUACUGGCUGCUCUACAACAUGCUGCUGGCCGCCGUUCUGGAGUUUUACAGCGUCAUGUGGCAGGUGUGCCGCAGCUACAAGCUGAUCAACGACAACAUGGCGCAGCUGCUGGCCAGGUCAAGGGUGAGGAACAGAGCUGGCCGGAUGAGGCGUUGGCUGCAUCUCUACUCAAAGAUGCUCAGCCUCACCCGGCAAGUGAGUCGCGAGUACGAGUACUGUGGUGUCUGUGUGCUGGCCUGCAAGAGCUGGUUCCAGAUCACCUUCGGCUACGAGAUAUUCGUAAUGCUGACCGCCCCAAGGUCCCUCGACUUGGGCCUAUCCCUGCGGAUCUUUGUCAUACUCAGCUAUCUGCUGGACGCCCUAAAUCUCUACUUUGGCACGGACAUUGCCGAACUCUUUACACAGCUGCGAGAGGAUUCGUUGCGUUUAAUGCGGGAGACCACACAAAUGGAUCGCUUGCUUUCCGUAUUCACGCUGGAGCUGGCGCUGCAUCCCAAGCGCAUUGAAUUUCUGAAUGUCUUUGCCUUUGACCGAAAGCUGACUCUGACCCUCAUGGCCAAGUCGCUGCUGUACACAAUCUGCUGGCUGCAGGGCGACUACAUGACGCUGAAACGUUGA